Prunus armeniaca (apricot) is the source of this 900-nucleotide messenger RNA. The record is from the annotation of a GenBank genome assembly. Lineage: Eukaryota; Viridiplantae; Streptophyta; Magnoliopsida; Rosales; Rosaceae.
AUGGAAUUCGACGACCGAUACAGGCAAGCUCAGAGGACCAAAUACGAUUGCCUUCUGUUUGAUCUAGAUGACACACUAUAUCCCUACAGUACUGGGAUUGCUACAGCAUGCAGAAACAAUAUAGAAGAUUAUAUGGUUGAAAAGCUUGGCAUUGAGAGGAGCAUAAUCCCUGAAUUGGGUAACCUGCUGUACAAGAAUUAUGGAACUACAAUGGCUGGUCUCAGGGCAAUUGGCUAUGACUUUGACUAUGAUGAAUAUCACAGUUUUGUCCAUGGAAGAUUACCUUAUGAGAACAUAAAACCUGACCCGGUCUUGAGGAAUCUUCUGCUGAACCUGCCUUAUCGGAAAAUCAUUUUCACAAAUGCAGACAAGGUCCAUGCUGCUAAAGCACUAAGCAGGCUUGGAUUGGAAGACUGUUUUGAAGGGAUUAUUUGCUUUGAGACCCUCAAUCCUACUCACAAAAGCAUUGUCUCUGAUGAUGAAGAUGACAUUGAGUUUGUGGGAUCUGCAGCUGAAGUUCCUGCAACAACAACUAGCAGCUCUCAAAUUUUUGACAUCAUUGGCCAUUUUGCUCAACAAAACCCCACUUCCAAAUUACCCAAAACACCAAUUGUGUGCAAGCCAUCAGAAGCCGCCAUAGAACGGGCUCUCAAGAUAGCCAACAUUGAUCCUCAGAGAACACUGUUCUUUGAAGAUAGUGUCCGCAACAUACAAGCUGGCAAAAGAGUGGGACUUCAAACCGUGCUGAUUGGGACAUCCCAGAGAGUUAAAGGCGCAGAUUAUGCACUAGAAAGCAUUCACAACCUCAGGGAAGCACUGCCAGAGCUUUGGGAGGUUGAAAUGAAAUCUGAAGUUCGUUACUCUGGGAAGGUUGCAGUGGAGACAUCAGUCACAGCUUAG